CGACGUCAACAAAUUUGAAAUGGAAAUACGUGUGUGAAUUUGUGAAAAAAUACUACUAAUAUAAUAAAAUUGUAACUACAAACAUAUCGCUUGACCUGUAGUUUUUUCUAUAUAAAUAACCUGGAAAGGUACUUAUGAAGUCUUCAGAAAAUAUAGAUUUGAAAGAGAAGGAAACAGCAAGUGACCCGACUCCACAGGAAGACAACACGGUGACCCCAGAGACAGUGUUAAAUCCGAUAACUGACUCUACUUCAAAAGAAAAUAUGGAUAAUGAUAUAAAAAAAUCUGGUACAUAUGCUUCGAAUAGGCGUAUAAAAUAUUUAGGUGUAAUUAAAUACAUAAGUUUGGCAAUACUGACAAUUCAAAAUGCUGCUCUCGGUCUUAGUAUGAGAUAUGCAAGAACAAGAGAUGUGGAGAUGUUUUCAGCUCCAGCAGCUGUCUUGAUGGCUGAGGUGCUGAAACUCGCAAUAUGUAUAGGACUUGUAAUAAAUGAGUCUAAAAGUAUCACAAAAGGAGCACAAACUAUGUAUGCUACUGUUAUCUUAAAUAUUAAGGAUACACUGAGAGUGUGUGUCCCAUCAUUUUUAUACACAAUACAGAACAAUUUACUGUAUGUAUCAGCAUCUAAUUUAGACGCAGCAACAUAUCAGGUGACAUAUCAGCUUAAGCUGCUAACAACUGCCUUCUUUGCUGUGAUUGUUUUAAAAAGAACAUUGAAAAGAUGGCAAUGGCUAGCUCUCGCAUUGCUGGUAGCGGGAAUAGCACUGGUGCAGCUGGCAUCUACAGAUCCCAAGACCGCAAAGACAGACACUAAAGGACAAUCAAAAGUUCUCGGUUUUUGUGCAGCUUUAGCAGCAUGCUUUAUAUCUGGUUUUGCUGGCAUUUACUUUGAGAAAGUUCUCAAGGAAUCAGAUAUAUCUGUGUGGAUGAGAAAUGUGCAGCUGAGUCUUCUGUCAUUACCAUUUGCAACAGGCACAUACCUUAUCAAAGAAGGUUCAUUGACAAACCUGCUGAAGGGUUUUGAUGGCUUCGUGUGGUAUCUGGUAGUGUUACAAGCCGGGGGGGGGUUAAUAGUUGCCGUUGUGGUUAAAUACGCGGAUAAUAUACUCAAGGGUUUCGCUACAUCUGUUGCUAUAAUCAUUUCAUGCAUAGCAUCUAUGUACAUAUUUGACUUCCAUUUAACAGUGCAAUUCGCGUUGGGAACCGUAUGCGUAAUAGGAUCAAUAUUUUUGUAUGGUUAUGUUCCUAAGAAACCACAACAGAGGACUUCGUUGAGUGUAUAAUCUCACUUAUUGCCAUUUUUAGAUAUAAUAAUAUUAUUAGGAAAACUUAAAUAGGAAUCUAGUUAAAAUGAAUAAAACAAUAUUUUUAUAUUGGAAUAUAUUAAAUCAUUUAAAUACAUUGAUGAAUAAUUGAUUAAUAAUAAUUCACAUCAGGUCAAUCUGGUCUGAAAUGUAACAUGUUUUUAAAAGUCACUAGAUAGGUGGUAACAAGAUAAUUUUUUUCUUCUACGUAAAUCUCUCAAUCAGCCUUCAGGCUAUAAGCAGAUGGGAUGUUAGCUUUUUGUUUAUUCUUUAGUCAGUCGGCGACUAACUAUCCUGGUCGAAUAUGUUUUGUCUCUUUUUAAUUCGACCAUUUAUUUCGGUGAUUGUUACUUGUCCCGCUACUAGGUUUUGAUGAUUUUUGGAGUCUACAUUUGUAUAUUUUGUUAGUAUAGGCAGUAAUCUUCUCUUUUCAUGUUGCUUGUUGAAGAGUAUCGUGUAGCUCUGAUGUUUUGAGAAACCGUGGAGCAUUCGAUGCUCGUCUGAGUAUGUAUGGAUUGGAACACUGGCAGUACCCCAGGAUUGUAUGCCAUAUUCCAGAUCUUAUUCUCAAAGUUUUUUGAAGUUCAUUUCGUCCUUUUUGACUUUUACAGCACGUAAAAGCCAUGU
Messenger RNA from Aricia agestis (brown argus), 1931 nucleotides. It is a transcript of the gene Ugalt, whose product is annotated as UDP-N-acetylglucosamine transporter. The record is from RefSeq and is a predicted model, not a curated record. Gene Ontology annotation, biological process: pyrimidine nucleotide-sugar transmembrane transport. Gene Ontology annotation, molecular function: UDP-galactose transmembrane transporter activity. Bases 135 to 1283 code for a protein of 382 amino acids. The transcript has 6 exons. Gene Ontology annotation, cellular component: Golgi membrane. NCBI's taxonomy places the organism in Eukaryota, Metazoa, Arthropoda, Insecta, Lepidoptera, Lycaenidae.